AUGGCGCAGAAUUUGAUAACAGACACCGACAAGUCUGCGUUGGUAGACAUAUUCGUGUGGAUUUUUUUAGUUGUCGCCGUGUUAGCGGUCAUCGCUUCGAUUGCAACCAAGUUAGCGAUUCGACGGCAUCUCACUACAGAAGACUAUAUCAUUUUAGCCUCUGUCUUACUUGCGACCGGCCAAUCCAUCGCCGUUGGGAUACAGAACACUAAUGGUUGGGGGAAAUAUGUUGACUCCUUAAGCAAGUCUCAGUUGGAAACGGUCUUGAAAGCCGACUAUGCAGCAACAAUCUUGUUCAUUCUGGCCAUUUGCUUAACCAAAAUUUCGCUGCUUGUUCUGAAUUACCAAUUUGCCCUUCUGAAGCAAUACAAAUACACUAUAUAUUGCCUUGGGGGUAUUGUAAUUCUCUGGACCGCGUCGUCAAUUCUCGUUGUUAGCUUUCAAUGCGAUCUACCCAGGCCAUGGGACUAUAUCAACAAUGUCUGCUUGGCAAGAAAAAAUUUCUGGAAUUUUUAUGGGGUUCUGAACAUGGUCUCGGACAUAAUUCAAUUGGGACUCAUGCUAAUGAUUAUUACCCAAAUCCAAACAUCAACCCGCCGCAAGAUUACCAUUGCGUCCGUGUUUGCGUGCCGUCUCUUUGUGGUAGUCGCGGUUGCUUUGCAAUUAUACUUCCUUAACCAAGUCCAAAACACCAAGAAUGCCACAUUCGAUUAUUGGCGCAUGUCUAUCUGCACUCAGAUCGUGCAGGCGCUCGCUGUUGUGACAGCCUGCAUCCCCUUCCUGAAGCCGUUCCUGGACAGCCUUGAGUCCGGUUUGCUCCGCGCGGACGAUCAGUACCGCCGAUCGACCAAAGGGUCGUACCGCUACAACCUGUCCGGCUCCAAAGCAUCCGGGAAGAAGGCGACGCGCAAGGAUCCGGACGACUUCAACGAGCUUGGAGUCUUGAGCUCAAAGCGAGGGCGAGCACGUCACGGUCAUGGGACGCAGGUGGAGAGUGGGGUGGUGGACUGGGAUGAGUGCAACAGCCAGUCGAGCCAGUCGCGGAUCAUCAAAGAGACGCGGACAUUCACCGUGGAUGUGGAGGUCCGCAGUACGCAUCAACAGCACCCAGGACAGUAG
Messenger RNA from Ophidiomyces ophidiicola, 1119 nucleotides. RefSeq lists its product as uncharacterized. The transcript is spliced from 5 exons. Bases 1 to 1119 code for a protein of 372 amino acids. The record is from RefSeq and is a predicted model, not a curated record. NCBI's taxonomy places the organism in Eukaryota, Fungi, Ascomycota, Eurotiomycetes, Onygenales, Onygenaceae.